UCCUGCAAUUUUUCAACAGUCAAGUUUGAGGUUCGUGUUGGUGGUAGUCAAAAACCUUACCAGUGCCUUUAUAAGUGAUUUUUACACAAUGUCUGACGAAAUAACGGAAAAUGGACAUGAAAAUGGAGACGUUCCGGAAAUCGAGCUUAUUAUUAAGGCUUCCACAAUCGAUGGUCGUAGGAAAGGGGCGUGCCUUUUUUGCCAAGAGUACUUCAUGGACCUGUACCUUCUUGCUGAACUGAAAACGAUAAGUUUGAAGGUGACUACGGUGGACAUGCAAAAGCCGCCACCAGAUUUUCGUACGAAUUUCGAAGCCACGCCACCUCCUAUUCUUAUUGAUAGGGGUAUGGCUAUUCUCGAAAAUGAAAAAAUCGAAAGACAUAUAAUGAAAAAUAUUCCCGGUGGUCACAAUUUGUUCGUUCAGGACAAAGAAGUAGCAACCCUCAUAGAGAACCUCUACAGUAAGCUGAAGUUGGUGCUAGUGAAGAAAGACGAGCAGAAGAGCGCUCAGCUUCUGGCUCAUCUGAAGAGGAUUGACGAGCACCUAAGGCGAAGAGACACCAGGUUCUUGACAGGCGAUACCAUAUGCUGUUUCGAUUGCGAAUUGAUGCCGCGAUUACAACAUAUUCGUGUUGCCGCUAAAUACUUCGUAGACUUCGACAUACCGAAGGAAUUGACAUCCUUGUGGCGUUACAUGUACAAUAUGUAUCAGUUGGAUGCUUUUACACAGAGCUGUCCUGCCGAUCAGGACAUCAUAAACCACUAUAAGAUUCAGCAGGGGUUGAAGAUGAAGAAACAUGAAGAAUUAGAAACGCCCACUUUCACCACGUCCAUACCUAUAGACGUCAGUCAGUUGAACUGAGCUCAUUCAGUUGUGUCCUAAACCUUUCCUCUUUAUUUUUUCAUUUCAGUUGUCCUUUCCGUUCUUCUUUUGUCUUUUCCUGUGUAACCAAUCUGCUAUGUUUCAGGAAUUGAUUUGGCACUUUUAACAGAAUCUGUUCAGUAAAAGAAAAAACGUUGUUUUUAUUCUCACAUAAUAAUAAUGAUAAUAAUGGGCGUGGUUAAAAUUAAAAAGAAUUUAUGAUUUUAUUUCCUUGUAGGCAAUAUUUUGUGCCUUAACUUAAUGUCGACUUAAUUUUAAUGAUGAUUAUUAAUAGCUACCUUUUUGUUACAAAAUGAAAUAUACAUUAUUGACUACUUCUUAUGUCAGGAUCUAUCAGGACUCGCGUUCACAGUGAUUGACGUGGGAUACAUUGGAAUCGAGACGGUCGAGGAGUGCAACAUUCUGUAGAUUUCGCUCUUCUACAUCAGUUUCUAUUUUGAUAUAAGAGGUAUUCACUUCAGACUUCAGCCGUGUGUAGUGCAACACACUUUUGUAUUUAUUUAUUGCUUUAUAAUAAUUGUAUGAUUUAUUUUAACAAGUAGAGUUCUAAAACCGUUUUUUCUUUUAAAUUGCAUUUGUAUUAUGUCAUGCAAGCAUAUUGGUCAUUUAAGGCACAAUUAAUAACUGGUUUCUUUUUUGUACAACAAAAACGACUUACCCAACCAAGAAGUAUUUUAUAAUAGUAUACAAUGGACUGAAAAAAGAUGAACUUUGCAUAAUUGUAUUGAUUUAAAUAGUUUAUGCCCUUAAAAUUUGACAACAGAAGAAAGAUGCUGAUGAUUUUAUUUCUAUUUUUUGGAGCGCAUGUUAAGAUUUAUUUUAAUUUAUUACUCAUAAUCAAUAAUAAAAUUGUUUUAUUGAUUUAGUAGUGUUUUAGCAUUGUUUUUAUUUUUUCUUUUCUAUUGUUCAGCUUAAUGCGGGUGUUCGACUGGUUUAAUCACACCAAGUAAACCUGAUUCUCAAAAACAUUGAUUUUUUGAGAAAAUUAAUAUGAAGUUGCUUGUUAAUAAUCAAAUAAAGUAUUUUAUUUGUAUACGUUUAUUAAAAUUAUUAUUUUUGUAAUUCUACAUGCAUUCAUUUGCAAUUAAUGUAAGGUAAGUUGUACAGUUAUAUAUGUUCUGUAUUUCUACAUGUUAAGUAAAUAAAAUUUUUCAAAAA
Molecule: messenger RNA, 2041 nt
Organism: Agrilus planipennis (emerald ash borer)
Lineage: Eukaryota; Metazoa; Arthropoda; Insecta; Coleoptera; Buprestidae
Gene: Clic
Product: chloride intracellular channel exc-4
Exons: 3
Coding region: 89-862 (257 amino acids)
Biological process (GO): chloride transport
Cellular component (GO): apical plasma membrane; cytoplasm
Molecular function (GO): chloride channel activity
Source: RefSeq, a predicted model, not a curated record